Cadophora gregata is the source of this 1707-nucleotide messenger RNA. RefSeq lists its product as uncharacterized. Bases 1 to 1707 code for a protein of 568 amino acids. NCBI's taxonomy places the organism in Eukaryota, Fungi, Ascomycota, Leotiomycetes, Helotiales, Ploettnerulaceae. The transcript has a single exon. The record is from RefSeq and is a predicted model, not a curated record.
AUGACUCGACGCUCAGCUAAGAAGAACAGCCGUCUUGAGCAUAGUCAAUUCUUGGGACCCCGCGAGAGCCUUAGAGUCAUGAUCGAUAUCUCUGAUUCCGAUGAUGAGCCUGCUCCACCUCUUCAACAAUCUCAAGCUCCACCAAACUACAACAAGCCAAGAAAGCAAAAGUCGAAGACAAAGAAGUCUAAGCAGGUGAAGCAGUCUAAAACUGCAAAGACAGCAAUAGUAGAAACCCCAGAGGACUCCGAGGAUGAGCUUGGAAAUGCCCAGCAACUUGUCCCAAAGCAUCGCCAGAAGCAACCGCCUAAUGCUAGUAGAGAGAAAGAGGUUCUCAGAGGACUCGAGAAAGCUGCCAAAAUACUCACUUCGCUUGGUGCCCAAGCAGACGUGAAGGGCAUCCUUCAACAUGUAGCAUCGCGCAACGAUAAUAGUUCGAUUCAACUUCAAGAUCAUUGUGCAACAAUUUCAGCUUUGCUCUCUCCAUCAAGCUCGACUUCUACCCUCGCAUAUAGUAGGGAGCUACCCGAUACUAUCCAAUUCUAUAACCAAUACUUCGCUCAUCUGGGACCUGGUAGACGACUUUACGUCCUUCGCCCAGUUGAAGUCUUGCAAGGAAACACUAACCUCACUCGGCGCAAGGUUACUGGAUUCAUUCAGCAUAAAGGCUCUAACUUCCCUCUCAAGUAUGCUUUGCCAGGAUGGACACAAUGUGUAGACAAUCAUCCAAAUGUUCUCGAUUCAGACUUUUGGACCAAGGAGGUUCAACGUUGGGGUAGUUUCCAUAAUCACCACUUUCCAAAUCACCCAUUCGACGAAUAUCACGGGAAGGACAAGGGCCACGCAUGUGCGUCACACGUUGAACCUAGAUUGAUGCUAUGGUAUGCGUGUGACAGACUAUGCGUUUUACGUGGAAUCGAUAAGCCUGUUCGAGUUCUUCUUGGUGAACUCUUUCGACUUCGGGAUUAUGAUGAGAAGAUUGAGGCCGAGAUAUUCCUCACCCGAGCCCCAUGUAAGAAGUGCUUAGAGAUCAAGAAACUCAUUGAGGACUAUACUAGAAUCAUCUUCCACAUUCGUGUUAUCCCGACACUCGGCGAGCUUCAACUGGAACGAAGCAAGCAUGGAUGGGUCACAUUCUCUCGCUAUGCCCAAGUCAAUGACGACGACAGAUCCGAACCUGAUAUGGAAGAUGCAGAGUUCGAGGAGGAUGGAGAGGAGGAGGUGGAGGUUUUAGAGAGACAAAAGACCGUUGAAAAGACUAAAAGCACAUUUGCGGUUGUUAUUCGAGGAAAUCCAAACACGCCCGAGAAACAAGCGAAGUCCAAACAACAACAAUUAACUCCUCCAUCCACCGGAUCCUCUACGGUCACUAAAACAUCGACUUUGACACAAAAACGUCGUAUACACAGCUUCUCUUAUCAGCCAGCUAAUGCUCUACUCGUGGGUAGUCGUAGCCAGGACUCGGACUCUGACAUUUCUGAUUACCAACCGCCAAGCAGCAGUCAAAGAAAGACUGAGUCGAUUAACGCUAAGACCCCCAAUCAAGAUCGAUAUUCCUCUGGCAGCACAUCACACAAUAGCAGUCCCUUUGGAGCAGAAGCAUCUCGUCAGGCUAAGUUACUAAAGAAAGAACGAGAGAGAAAACGACGAGCACAAGGAGAAGUGUCCCCGAGUCUCGGCAAAAAGGCUCGCUACUCUAAGUUUUAG